This is a messenger RNA of Temnothorax curvispinosus, 888 nucleotides long. RefSeq names its product lysosomal aspartic protease-like. NCBI's taxonomy places the organism in Eukaryota, Metazoa, Arthropoda, Insecta, Hymenoptera, Formicidae. The transcript has a single exon. Gene Ontology annotation, biological process: proteolysis. The record is from RefSeq and is a predicted model, not a curated record. Bases 183 to 863 code for a protein of 226 amino acids. Gene Ontology annotation, molecular function: aspartic-type endopeptidase activity.
CAUGGAUUCUAGGGUUAAUAAACAUUGAAAUUUCAAAAUAUAUAUUAAGGUAUAUAUUCACAGAAUAUAUAUUAAGGCUUGUUCUUUGUCUGCACGUACCGGUUGUGGAUUGACUCGCAGUUAUAACGAUCCUAAAAUAAUUUUGACUUUUGUAGCUUCAGUCGCCGAGAAAUUCAGGAAACAUGUAUCGGCUCUUUGUGACAAUGACGGUAAUCACGGUAAUCAUCUUCGCGUCAAUCAACGCGGAGGUGUAUAAGGACGUGUAUAAAAUUCCGUUAUACAAGACAAACCCACGAUUCCGUUCGGAUACGGCAACCGUACCUCUGAUCAAUUGGAGAAAUUUUCAAUACUGCGGUACUAUCGAAAUUGGUACGCCACCGCAGACAUUUAAAGUACUUAUCGAUACUGGUUACUCAGAUCUCUGGGUACCAUCCAAAGACUGCAACGUCAGCCAACCUGCUUGCUUGAAACAUAAUAAGUUUGAUCAUAUAAAGUCUACCACAGAUAUAUCACUGGGUGAUGCUUAUUUUAGUUACAAAGAUAAGGGUAUAUGGCAGUCUUUAUUUGCAGAUGUAGUAAUUAUUGCUGGCCUUAAGGUUUCAUCCUAUCAGACAUUCGGAGUAGCGCACAAUUUCUCGACAAGUUUUUGGGACUCUGCACAAUGCGACGGCGUUCUGGGGAUGGGUUAUCCAGCCUUAUCUCACUUUAAUAAUCCUUCUGUUUUCCGAAACAUGAUUAAUCGAGAGAUGGUGUCCCAACAAAUUUUUAGCUUCUAUCUAAAUCGAAAUGUCACGGGCGUGUUCGGCGGUGAACUGAUAUUGGGUGGCAUCGAUUCUUCCCACGAGGCGAGUUUACGUUUGUGAAUGUUUCCCACAAAAAAUACUGGCA